UAAAAUCCCUUUUUCCUUUUCGGUGUUAGAACUUAAAACCCGAGAAGUUUGUAGAUAAACCGACGUCUGCGACAAACACGCAAUCUUUAAACCUUGAAUAAAAAAUGGCAUCGCCGGCGCGUGGGGAAGUGCUUACUCUAUUCCGGUCAUUCCUACGAACGGCGCGUCAGUUCCCGGAUUACAACAUAAGGGAAUACACUAAGCGCAGAACAAUCGAUGGGUUUCGCCACAACAAAGACCUAACGGAUCCUUCUGCUGCUUUCUCCGAUGGUAGGGCCCAGCUGGAGAUUGCGAAGAGACAGGCUGUAGUUUACUCUCUCUACGCGCCCAAAGUGAAGAGCGUUAUGGAAUUGAACCAGUAAUAUGUAUUGGGACUUUUUAAUCCCCUUUUUUUUUUAUUGUUAAAACGAUACAAUAAUUCUGUGAGCUAUUGGAUUAUGAAUGGUGUUUUGUGGAAAGCCCUAGGGUUUUGGUUUCUUUUGUAUCAUCAGAUACUGCCGUGUAUUAUUGAUGUCAUAGUCCUAUUUGGAAGAAUUGAUUUUUCAUAAAGGUCUAACUUGUUUUGACUUGAACGCUUUUGUUAGCUUAGCACAAUUUGAUAAAUAGAUUAAAGAUUGUGGUUUC
Molecule: messenger RNA, 624 nt
Organism: Lycium barbarum (goji berry)
Lineage: Eukaryota; Viridiplantae; Streptophyta; Magnoliopsida; Solanales; Solanaceae
Exons: 1
Coding region: 105-362 (85 amino acids)
Biological process (GO): iron-sulfur cluster assembly
Source: RefSeq, a predicted model, not a curated record